This is a messenger RNA of Penicillium malachiteum, 600 nucleotides long. Its product is annotated as protein SYS1. Gene Ontology annotation, cellular component: trans-Golgi network; Golgi membrane. The record is from RefSeq and is a predicted model, not a curated record. The transcript is spliced from 2 exons. Gene Ontology annotation, biological process: Golgi to endosome transport; protein localization to Golgi apparatus; Golgi to plasma membrane protein transport. Bases 1 to 600 code for a protein of 199 amino acids. NCBI's taxonomy places the organism in Eukaryota, Fungi, Ascomycota, Eurotiomycetes, Eurotiales, Aspergillaceae.
AUGCCCGGGCGCCGGCGCCUUCCAGCGGGGUCGCGAUCCGACCUCCCGCCACUGAAAAUCAUCCGCAAGAUCCUCCUCCUCCAAGUGGCGUACUAUGUCUGCGCAACAAUCCUCAUCCUCUUCACAACGGUAGUCUACGGUACGCCGUUCUCAUUAGAUCUCAUUUUCGGAUGGGAUAAGCUGCGCGGAGAUACGACAGUGGGGUGGAUGUUAGGUUUAGUGUGGAUGUUGAAUUGUUUCAUCAGCGUGAUCUUCUUACUUCUAUUUGUCUCGCGAUCAAAACUGGUCCCCGACUUUGCACUUACGAUUCACUUCCUGCAUCUCAUUGCCACAAUCUUAUACACCCAUUCUCUACCGGCGAAUCUUCUGUGGUGGGCUCUUCAACUCGCCAGCGCGGCUAUGAUGACUUUCACUGGCAUGUGGGCAUGUCAGCACCGUGAGCUAAAGCCGAUUACAUUUGGUGGACAUGCGAGCACUGAGCGGACCGCGUCUCAGCAGGCUGAGGAUUCACAGCAGGAAUCUAGCUUUGGGAGGGGACGAGGUCGAGAGCGCAGUGUACAGGAGUAUGAGAUGAAUGAGGUGGGUGAGCGUGCUGUAUAG